This is a messenger RNA of Scomber japonicus (chub mackerel), 1960 nucleotides long. It is a transcript of the gene setd7, whose product is annotated as SET domain containing 7, histone lysine methyltransferase. Bases 55 to 1167 code for a protein of 370 amino acids. Lineage: Eukaryota; Metazoa; Chordata; Actinopteri; Scombriformes; Scombridae. The transcript is spliced from 8 exons. Gene Ontology annotation, biological process: regulation of DNA-templated transcription. Gene Ontology annotation, molecular function: protein binding; histone H3K4 monomethyltransferase activity. Gene Ontology annotation, cellular component: chromosome. The record is from RefSeq and is a predicted model, not a curated record.
UGACGGGAUCAGCAGGAAUAGGCGAGCUGUGGACAUCCAGCAGACUCUUGCAGCAUGGACAGCGAUGAUGAUAACUUGGAGGAGAUGGUGGAAGGUCCAUUGGAUGAAGAUGAUCAGCCCCAUGGCUUCUGCACAGUGACCUACUCAUCCAGUGAUCGGUUCGAGGGACACUUCACCCACGGAGAGAAGAAUGGAAAGGGCAAGUUCUUCUUCUUUGAUGGAAGCACCCUGGAGGGUUUCUACGUAGAUGAUGCUCUGCAGGGCCAGGGGUUGUAUACAUAUGAAGAUGGGGGUGUCCUCCAUGGGACGUAUGUGGACGGUGAGCUCAACGGACCUGCUCAGGAGUUCAAUGGAGAGGGCACCCUGGUGUUCAAGGGCCAGUACAAAGACAACAACCGCUGUGGGGAAUGCUGGGUCUACUACCCUGAUGGGGGCUGCGUGUUUGGGGAUGUGAAUGAGGACGGGGAGAUGACCGGCGCCUCUGUUGCAUACAUCUACCCCGACCGACGCACGGCUCUCUACGGAAGCUUCGUGGAUGGAGAGCUGAUCGAGGCUCGGCUCGCCACCCUGAUCUCCAACGAGGCUGGGAGGCCACGCUUCGAAAUCGCACCCGACAGUGCUGUUUACUCAUAUGACAAGUCCACAUCCACCUGUAUUGGCACCCACACUCUGCUCCAAGACCCCUAUGAGAGCCAGAGGGUGUUUGUGGCAGACUCUGUGAUCAAAGGAGCAGGACAGGGUCUGUUUGCAAGGACAGACGCUGAGGCGGACACCGUGAUGGCCUUUUAUAACGGAGUACGCAUAACACACUCUGAGGUGGACAGCAGAGACUGGGCAAUGAACGGCAACACAAUCUCCCUGGACGAGGACACCGUGCUCGACGUGCCUCAGCCAUUCGACCAGCUGGAGAGAUACUGCGCCUCUCUGGGUCACAAGGCCAAUCACUCGUUCACCCCCAACUGCAAAUAUGACCCGGUUGUCCACCCUCGUUUUGGGCCAAUAAAGUGCAUCAGAACCGUAAGGGCAGUUCAGAAGGAUGAGGAGCUGACAGUCGCCUAUGGUUAUGAUCACAAUCCGAUAGGGAAGAACGGCCCAGAAGCCCCCGACUGGUACAAGCAGGAGCUGUCGGUGUUCCAGGAGAGACAGACGGCUCCCACCGGCCAGUGAGGAUACAGAUGAAUACCUUUGGACAAUAAGGCACACCUCUAGCUGUGCUACCUACCACCUUACAAAAUUUCAGGAGCAUUAUCCCCCCUACAGCUGCAUACCGCACUACACAUAUGGGAGAAGUUACUGUGCUUCAUAUGGUAUUCAAGUGGAAUACAGCUUGAGCAUUUCAGGUCUUGGAGAUCCAGGGCUAAAGCAACACAAGAACUAUGCAAGACACCAAAUGUUAUUAGAGGAGAAAUAUAAGUGGUUGCAGGUGCUGUUCUGACAGAAAUGUCCUUUGAGUUCCUCAUCAUGUAUUACUCAUAAAAAACUGAAGAUUCACACACUCAUGUUUGUUGCUUUUUAAAUUUACAGUGUGACAAAUUACUGUUGGUUUCAGUUGGUUUCAGUUUUCUGUCUGUAUAUUCUCUCCACUGUUUUACACAGCAGCUGCAGUUUAAUCAUAUUCAUUUACUCAGCAAGGUGUUGACUUUAACAGCACUGUUUGUACCGCACAGUAUUUACCUGUUCUGUUUCAGUUGUUUAGCUCACACUUCAUUUGAACUAAUCUAGCUGUCUGACCCAUUUACAUUAUUCACUUAGCUUAAAGAUAAACAAGUGUAUACAGUGACUAUUUAUAAUAUGUGAAACAGGUAAAGAGCUGAAUUUCCUGGGAUUUGCAGAGGUGAUAAGUAAUUUAAGUUGGAAAGAGAAUUAUGGGAGAUCUACUACAGGAAACACAUGUGAGCUGGUUCCAUUUUUCUAACCUGAUUACCUGUGGUCAUACCAUACAAAAUAAAGUCCAAGAUUU